AUGCCUGAUUCUACCGAGCAGAAAGUCCCCAGCAACGCCCGAAAACGCCGUAAUAGCAGCGUUCGUGCUGUAGAAGAGACAGCCGCAUCAUCCAGACCAAAGCGCGUGACAACGGCUGUAAAGGCUACCGUAACAGAAGAUGCCAUUGCCCAUUCUAAAAAACGGCCGAAGAACGCAAAACCCGGGAUUGAGGCCACGAAGGCUGAGACCGCGAAAAGCUCAAAGGAUGACACUAAGUCCAUUCUUGAGAGAAAGGGUCGGCCUGGGAGAAAGCCAAACGGUGAAGCUACCGUGGCGGAAGCGCCAGCUACAAAGAAAGCUACCGUUGAUGCAAAGCCCAAGAGUACUGGAAAGGCAGAGUCUAAAAAUGGCAAAUCAUACUGGCUCAUGAAAGCAGAACCGGAGACAAGACUUGAAAAAGGAGUUGACGUCAGGUUUUCAAUUGAUGAUCUGCGUGCUGCCACUGAGCCGGAGGGAUGGGAUGCAAGAAACCAUAUGCGUGCAAUGAAGAAAGGAGACCUCGCCUUCUUCUACCACUCGAACUGCAAGGUUCCGGGGAUUGCAGGAAUCAUGGAAAUCGUCCGAGAAAGCUCAGUAGACGAGUCCGCAUUUGACCCUGCUCACCCAUACUAUGAUCCGAAGUCCAGUCGCGACAACCCCAAAUGGGAUUGGGUCCAUGUUCAAUUUCGAAGCAAGUUCAAAAACCUGGUCACCCUCGCCGAUAUUAAGUCCCACGCAAAGCCUGGUGGUGCGCUGGAGAAUCUCCAAAUGGUCAGACAAUCUCGCUUGAGUGUGUCUCCCGUUACAGCAGAACAAUGGGAAUUCCUUAUGAGUUUGGCGGAGGAAGAAGAGCUCGUGAGAGAAUAG
Messenger RNA from Nannizzia gypsea CBS 118893, 867 nucleotides. RefSeq lists its product as hypothetical. The record is from RefSeq and is a predicted model, not a curated record. NCBI's taxonomy places the organism in Eukaryota, Fungi, Ascomycota, Eurotiomycetes, Onygenales, Arthrodermataceae. The transcript has 4 exons. Gene Ontology annotation, cellular component: nucleus. Bases 1 to 867 code for a protein of 288 amino acids.